Messenger RNA from Ceraceosorus bombacis, 2267 nucleotides. The record is from the annotation of a GenBank genome assembly. NCBI's taxonomy places the organism in Eukaryota, Fungi, Basidiomycota, Exobasidiomycetes, Ceraceosorales, Ceraceosoraceae.
AUGCGUUUGCUGCCGCGCGAUACCAACAUCUACUCUUUGGCCAGCGGCUUGUCCUUGGCCAUUGCCAACUACAAGCCCGUGCCUCAAUUGCCCACCAAUGGCACUACGGCAGCUGCCGCCUUGACGGCUCAGUUGGGCGGGGCCAGCGUUGCAGAACUUGGUGGUGCUGGCCGCUCCUUUCAAGUGCAGACCGGUGCGGGCAGCGGUGCAACAGGCGGCAGCGGCGGCGGCGGCGAUGCCAGACCCGUGGAGGAGUGGGGAGAGCCGUCGGUGCUGUACGUCGCUCAGCGCAAUGCGUCGUCCUCUGCAAAUAGCUUUGCAUCCAGCGGUCCCAAGAUCGGGCCUGGCAAUUGUCCCAUCCAAUCGGCCUACACGCCAAAGGGAGGCGAGGAUGCGUUGCCGCCUCCCGUCUUUGCUCCAUUCGAUCCGGUCAAGGCAAACGUGAUGAGGUACAGACAGCAAAAUGCUGUCAACAUGGGCGCCUGGUUCGUGCUCGAAGGUUGGAUGCAGUCCAACCUCUUCUCUUGCAGCACGGGCGGCAAGCAGGCAGAGUACGACGUGCUGGAUGGGUUCGGUCAGUCGGCCGCUGGUGUGCGAAAUGCGACGGCUUAUAUGGAGAGGCACUGGGUGAGUGUGUGUGAGCUGAGCACAUGAUGUUGAGCACAUGAUGUUGAGCACAUGAUGUUGAGCACAUGAUGUUGAGCACGUGAUGUUGAGGCGCGACUGUACCCCUUCCCCGGCAGGACACUUGGAUCACCGAGGACGACUUUGCCAAGCUUGCCGCUCAGGGAAUCAAUUCCAUUCGCCUCCCCAUCGGCUACUGGUCCGUCGGCCCGUACUUUACACGCAACAGCCCUUUUCUUGCGUACCAAGACGUGUACGCUCGAUCUUGGCGCUACGUCGCUCGUGCAAUCAAUUGGGCAGCCAAAUACGACAUGGGCGUUCUGGUGGAUCUGCAUGGAGCCUACGGAAGUCAGAAUGGUCAACCUCAUUCGGGACUUUCGGACGGUAACAUCGAGUUUUACAACGACUACAAUAUGGGUUUGACCACUGAUCUGCUGGUGUGGCUGGCCAAGGAGAUUUCGGACGUGACCAACGUGAUUGGUAUUCAAUUGCUCAACGAGCCUCAGGAUAGGCCCAACCUUUGGCCUUGGUACAGAAAGGCGAUGGACGCGAUGAGGGCUGCUUCUCCCGAAGCAAAGACGGUGCCAUUGUACUUUCACAAUGCCUUUAACCUGGACAAGGGAUCUCAAUUCACAGCAACGAGAAAGGACUUUGUGGUGCAGGAUCAUCACGCGUACUACGUCUACACCAGCUCCGACCAAUCCACCACCGCCAAGGGUCACACCAAAGCUCUCAACGGUGGCAUCACGACUUGGUUCAACAAGAACAGCGACAUUUCUCGUCGCAAUCUGAUUGUAGGGGAAUGGUCUUGCGCUCUAGCACCCAGCAGUCUAGCCAAGUCUUCCACGCCUCAGCAGGAUCAGACUGCCUUCUGCGAAGCUCAGCGGAAACUGUACACGGACGCUACGGCAGGUUGGGCCUUUUGGUCGUACAAGCUCGAAGGUUGCUCCAACAAUGGUGGUUGGUGCUUCCAGCAAGCGGCCAAACAGUACUUGCCUUCGACGUUUGAUCUGUGGAACUCGGCAAACGUGACCAAGAAUGUUUACGCUGCUAUUGCUUCUGCUGGAAAAAAGGAUCCGAGCAAAAAAGUCGCCGAUCUGCUCGCGACCAUUUCUGCGAUCCAGUUGCCAUCCGCUUCUUCUCUGAACCUCAAAAAGAUCGUCAGCGGCGGCGCGGACGACGAGUCGACGCCAGACGUCUUGAGCGCGAACGCGAGCGCGAGCGCCACCGCACCGUCCAGCGAGACUGCCCGCGUAGGAAUGGUCGUUCACAAGACGCGCAACGUGAGCGGCGGAUCCAUAGCAGCGCGCGCGGGCGCCAUGGUGCGCUCUUCUCAGCUCUCUUCUCGUCAAGCCGAAGCCGCCUCUGCCUCUGCCUCUGCCUCUACACCGAGCGAGCAAACGCUGGCCUCUAGAGCAGGCUUCUCCGACGGCUUCAAGACUGCCCGAUAUUUUGCUUCGAAUGCCAAUCUUUCCAAAUUGGGCUUUGCUCAGCAGUACAUGGAGGAUUCUUGGAGCGCUAGAUUGGCCCUGGGCAAAUUGAACUCGAACUCGGGCAAUGCGGCUAGCUACAAGAAGCAAUUCAAGGCUGGUCUUGCAGCUGCAGAAGGCGCCAUUCUCAAAGCCGUCCAGGCUGCCAAGUGA